CGAUUUUUAUAUUUUAAUAAUAGUAAUCAUGCUGAACGACGCCCAUGUACCGUGGACGCCAGAGGAGCUCGACCAGUUCUCCAUCACAAUCUUUGCAACGGGCAUUCCGUCCUUGUUCGGCACCCUCUUCUUGCUGGUCUCGGCGUGUCUCUUCCCAGAGCUGCGCGUCUUCCCCGCAAGAAUGAUUGCCUAUCUUUGUAUUGCAGUGACGAUUUCCGACGUGAGCGCUUUGAUGAGCGCCUUCAAGGGACUGCCAGGAAUAUAUGACGAUGACAUGUUGUGUCACGUACAAAGCAUUGGAUUAAUCUUUGGCUUUCAGUCGGGCUUCACAUGGUUUGCAUGUAUAGUGUUCAACUUGCACCGAAUGCUGUGCAUGGAGAAGAACGACGGCGAACGAUUCGAGCGCUACUACCAUUUGCUUGCAUGGGGCAGCGCGCUGAUUGUGUGCAUCGUCACCUUUACACAAAGCACAAUCGGACCGUCAGGGCCUUGGUGUAUGACGGACAUUACCACCAACCGCACACAAUUGUGGCAUCUGGUCGUAUCCUACCUGCCACUCAUAAUUAUCUGGCUCUUCGGCUUGGUCAUGCUGGUCCAAGUGAUGCGGGCGAUUCAACAAAUUCUCAAGCGCCGAAGAAACAUUUCUUUGAAGAGCGUUAUUCGUCUGCUGAUUUACGGAGUCAUGUUCAUGCUCUGCGCUCCGUUUGGCUUUGCGGCACGUCUUUAUCAGUACGAGCACAAGCUCUCGCCCUCGUUCGCACUGAACUGGAUGUACUUGUUUAGCGUCACCUUCCAAGGCACACUUCUAUUAUUGCUGUUCGGAUGCACUCGCCACAUGGUCAAGCUGUACCGCAGCUUGUUAUUUGGCACCAAGAGCGAUAGCGCACAGGACGAAUCGCGCGGACUCCACGAUCGGACCCCGCUGAUGAACCGAUGAAGAAGUUGCCUUUGAUGCCCCGGCACACGCUGUUUUGUAAAUGAACCAUCAUCCGCCUUGAUGACUGCGUGAUUUCUUCAUCGUUGUUUAUCGAGGGAGGAUGGCGAAGAGCG
Molecule: messenger RNA, 1050 nt
Organism: Capsaspora owczarzaki ATCC 30864
Lineage: Eukaryota; Filasterea; Ministeriida; Capsasporidae
Exons: 6
Coding region: 29-937 (302 amino acids)
Biological process (GO): cell surface receptor signaling pathway; adenylate cyclase-activating G protein-coupled receptor signaling pathway
Cellular component (GO): plasma membrane
Molecular function (GO): G protein-coupled receptor activity; cAMP binding
Source: RefSeq, a predicted model, not a curated record